This is a messenger RNA of Cuculus canorus (common cuckoo), 3037 nucleotides long. Its product is annotated as mas-related G-protein coupled receptor member H. Bases 214 to 1287 code for a protein of 357 amino acids. Gene Ontology annotation, molecular function: G protein-coupled receptor activity. Gene Ontology annotation, cellular component: membrane. Lineage: Eukaryota; Metazoa; Chordata; Aves; Cuculiformes; Cuculidae. Gene Ontology annotation, biological process: G protein-coupled receptor signaling pathway. The record is from RefSeq and is a predicted model, not a curated record. The transcript has a single exon.
UCCUUGCCUCCAGCUUCCACUGACAGCACCUACGUUCUUCCCACCACCUCCUGGUGACUAGCAGAGCUCCCCCGUGUCCUGUCCUCACUGCCCUGCCCUUGCCUUCUGCAUCUCCUGGUGAACCUGCCUCUCCCUCUGUUCCCGUCUCCCUCCCUCUCUACCCCACCAUGCCCACCACUCCCAUCCCCAGCACGCCCUGCUUGCCCUCCACUGAUGCCUUCCCAGCACAGGGAGCUGGUGAGGGACUGCAUGGCUCAGCCUGGGCUUCUCCAAGGUGCUAACCUGCUGUCCACUCUGACCACAGCCAGGGAACGCAUUCCACAACCUCCCCAGCAUCCAACCAUGGAAGGGAACCUCAAGACCUCACCUGCCGUACUACCCACACCAACAACCAAUGGAGAAGAUUCAUGCAGGAUAGAGGUCACCAACAUGGCCAUAGAUGGUGUCACACUGCUCAUCUGCCUCUGCGGGCUGCUGGGUAAUGGGGCUGUCCUCUGGCUCCUCGGCUUCCGCAUUCGCAGAAACCCCAUCACCAUCUACAUCAUCAACCUGGCUGUCGCUGACUUCACCUUCCUCCUCUUCAUGGUCACCUCAUCCCUCCUCUACAUGAUGGAGAACGCCUCUUGCUCUCCUGUUGAGCUCCUGAUGUACCUGAGGUCGCUUUUACUGCUCUCACUCUUCUCCUACAACAUGGGCCUGUACCUCCUGACGGCCAUCAGCAUCGAGAGGAGCGUGUCCAUCUUCUGCUCCAGCAUCCGCCAGUCCCAGCGCUUGUCAGUCGUGGUGUGCGUCCUGCUCUGGGCCCUCUCCACCACCAUCAUUGCUGCAGUGACUUCUCUGUGCCUGUUGUUCGACCACGAGCACUGCCGGAUAGCUCUCAUCUCCAUGUACAUCCUCAACUUCCUCAUCUUUGCUCCACUCAUGGUCGUUUCCAGCACAAUUCUCUUCAUUAAGGUCCAGUGUGGCUCCCAGCAGCACCAACCCAAGAGGUUCUAUAGCGUUAUCUUCCUCACCAUCCUCUUCUUCCUCCUCUUCGCUCUUCCUCUCAGCAUCUGGAAUUUCCUCCAGCAGAUCAGCUUCACCCCCAUGGCCACCCAAGUGGUUUUCCUGCUCGCCUGCAUCAACAGUGGCAGCAAACCCUUCAUCUACUUCUGGGUGGGGAGCUGCCAGAGGUGUUGCUCCUUGGUGUCCCUCCGAAUUGCCUUCCAGAGGGUCUUUGAAGAGCCAGAAGACAGCAAGGUGUGCAGCAAUGACACUACGAUGGCUGUGCUGGCCCCAGACUGUUGAAGCCUUUCCACCACUCUGCUUACGGCCCUGGGAUGUUGUCUGAGGGAUUCCUUGAGUAACCAGAUCAAUAAAUGCCUACAGUGUUCUCCCAAAGUCACCCUCAUGUGGUGGAAUUCCAUUCCCUGCAGAAGAGGAGAGCAGGAACAUCACCAAGGUCAUUGUGAGGAGGAGGGAUGCUCUGCGGGGAGGGUGUUGGAGUUUGGCUUUCCUUCUCCCUGCCAGACCUCCCCAAGUUCUGAGGAGAACGUGUCCUUGAGGACUGUGUUCCCAUCUCACAUGCUAUUGGCUUUUCGGAUGAGUGUUGCUUAGGGAAAAUCUGACUCAUGUACGGAGUGGAGGUGAAGCCCAUUCAGCUUCCUGAGCUCCUCCCCCCAUCCCACCUCACUGAGCUCUGCUCCCCUCUCACCUCCAGCAAUACCAGCAGAGAGGACCCCUGCCCCUCACCAGGCUCCAGCAAAGCCCCACCACCCUCCCCUCCCACCAGUUCCUGCAUCUCCUCACAGCCUGAUCCCAAUAAACAGCAUAGCACGCCCUGAUCCACCUUCACUCCGGCACCAUCACUCACCACCUGCAUCUGGGGGUGACCCUGGUGUGGACAGGAUGGGCCCAGGGGACAGCGCUGCCCCCAGACUCGUUUCUUGGUGUCACAGCCAAUGUCUCCCCAAUGCUUUAUUUUGUGAGCCGGGCCUGAGGGUAAAGGACUCCCCUCUGGAACAGGAAGUGACGCAGGCCCAGGUUGGCCAGGGAAGCUGUGGCUGCCCCAUCCCUGGAGGUGUUGAAGGCCAGGUUGGAUGGGGCUUGGAGCCCCUGAUCCAGUGGGAGGCGUCCCUGCCCAUGGCAGGGGGUGGAACUGGAUGGGCUUUGAGGUUUCUUCCAACCCAAAUCAUUCUGUGAUUCUAUGAUUCUGGAAUACUGCUCCUCCUGGCUCCACGGGCUGGAGCGUCCCUCCUCCUCCAGCAGGCUGGGAGGGUGUACAGCUUGGAGAGAGAGAGUCCCUGGUUCCCAGCCUGGCCACCACCUUCCAGGAGCAGGGUCCCCCAUCCGCUGGCUGCCACAGGCUCCAUGGGGCAUUACUCGCCACCCUGUGGCUCUGCCAAGGUCUCAGCCGGUGGGGCACAGUGGUGGGGAGAGCUGUGGAUGCGCAGGAAGAUGAUGCCAGAGCCAGCAGCUGGGUGAGAUGGCUCCAGACCAGAUGUCAUCAUGCCAAGUCUUUGUUGCCCCCAGUGCCAUUGUGGAGGCAAAGGAAGGGACCCAUCCUCGGACUGCCCUGGGGACAUGCCGAGCUGCCCCACUGGCACAUCUGGGGCUGGUGCUGCUCCUGUCCUGACAAGUAUGGGCCCCACCACCUCCCCCAGCCCCGAGCCAGCCCCACCACAUCCCAUGCCUUCCCACCAGCUCCACCACCUCCUUUUCCCUCCAUCGGCGCCCCCACCUCCCGCACCCCCCAUGCAGUCCCACCACCUUCCACAACUUCCCACCACCUCCACCACAGCCCACAACCCUCAUGCCACCUCUACCACCUCCUCCACCCCUGGCCAGCUCCACUAUGCCCCACACCUUCCCACCAGCCCCACCACCUCCUGCAGCCACUGGCCAUCCCACCACCUCCCUUUCCCCACACCGAGGCUCCAGUCCCUCCCCACACGCUGCUCAGCCCAGGAGCCCCAGAAGGGUCUGGGGGAUGUUUCUCAGGAAGACCCCACCCACAGCCACAGAGGAACGAGCGAGACACUGGAGUCGGGGCAUUUAU